Molecule: messenger RNA, 2339 nt
Organism: Populus trichocarpa (black cottonwood)
Lineage: Eukaryota; Viridiplantae; Streptophyta; Magnoliopsida; Malpighiales; Salicaceae
Product: protein CASP
Exons: 19
Coding region: 142-2184 (680 amino acids)
Biological process (GO): intra-Golgi vesicle-mediated transport
Cellular component (GO): Golgi membrane
Source: RefSeq, a predicted model, not a curated record
UUACAAACACGAAAAGAUUUUGAUUUGAAACUCACACCCUUAAAUCAUCUAAUCUCUUGCUAGUAAAUAUAUGAAUCUGAUUGUUUAUUCACAUUUUCUUCCCUAACUGAAUUUGUACUCAGAUCCAAAUUCGCUUAAAAAAUGGAGGCUCCGCAAGGAGGAUCCGAGAGGGACAAAACGAUCUCCACUUCUCCUGUCUCCCUCGUCUCCAAUUUCUGGAAAGACUUUGAGCUGGAGAAGGAGAAAAGUGUGUUGGAUGAGCAGGGGCUUAGAAUUGCUGAAAAUCAGGAAAACAGCCAGAAAAACCGACGGAAGCUUGCCGAGAGCACCAGAGAUUUCAAGAAGGCUUCAUCCGACGAAAAGUUAGGUUUGUUUAACUCAUUGCUAAAAGGGUUCCAGGAAGAAGUCGAUAAUCUUACUAAGAGAGCCAAAUUUGGAGAAAAUGCUUUUCUUAAUAUCUAUCAGAAACUUUAUGAGGCCCCAGAUCCUUAUCCUGCUCUUGCUUCAAUUUCUGAGCAAGAUCUGAAAUUGUCCGAGUUAGAGUCUGAGAGCCGGAAGAUGAAAGUUGAGCUAGAGGAGUUCAGGACUGAGGCAGCUCACCUAAAGAAUCAGCAAGCAACAAUAAGAAGACUUGAAGAGCGCAACCGUCAGUUAGAGCAGCAGAUGGAGGAAAAAGUAAAGGAAAUUGUGGAGAUGAAGCAACGUAGUUUGGCUGAAGAGAACCAGAAAACAUUAGAGGUUUUAAAAGAAAGGGAGCAAUCAUUGCAAGAUCAAUUACGACAAGCUAAAGACAGCGUUGCAACUAUACAGAAAUUACAUGAACUUGCACAAAGCCAAUUGUUUGAAGUUCGUGCUCAAUCAGAGGAAGAAUGGGCAGCAAAGCAAUCAGAGGUCAAUUUUCUGAUGGAUGAAGUGGAAAGGGCACAAACACGUCUGCAUAGUCUUGAGAGGGAGAAAGGUGUCCUACGCUCUCAGUUGCAGUCAGCAAAUGAAGAGAUUGAAGAUAAGAAAGGUGACAAUUCAGAUUCAACUAGCAUUCUCGAGAGUUCUUUGAGCACCAAAGAAAAGCUUAUCUCUGAACUUAACAUGGAACUUCACAACAUUGAAACCACAUUGACAAAUGAGCGAGAACAACACAUUAAUGAGAUCAAAAAAUUGAAUAUUUUACUUAACGAGAAGGAAGCUGCUCUCGAGGAGAUGAAGAAAGAGCUUCAAGCAAAACCAACUGAAAAAUUAGUUGAUGAUUUGCGUAAAAAAGUGAAAAUUUUGCAGGCUGUAGGUUACAAUUCAAUUGAGGCUGAGGAUUGGGAAGUAGCUACAAGUGGGGAAGAGAUGAGCAAAAUGGAGUCUCUUCUUCUUGAUAAAAACAGAAAAAUGGAACAUGAACUCACGCAGUUGAAGGUAAAAAUCUCUGAGAAAGCGACUUCACUGGAAACAGCUGAAGGCAAGAUAACAGAGCUUACUGCAAAGGUUAAUGAACAACAAAAAUUAAUACAAAAGUUGGAAGAUGAUAUAUUAAAGGGUUAUAGCUCCAAAGAUCGGAAAGGCAGUCUAUUUGAUGCUUGGGAUCUUUCGGAAGCAGGGGGGGUUGAGUUAUCUGAGAAUGCAGAUCAGAAACAUGUUUCCGUAGAUCAAGAUCAAAGCUCAAUGCUUAAGGUGAUCUGCAAUCAGCGAGAUCGAUUUAGGGCACGUUUGCGGGAGACCGAAGAGGAGGUGAGGCAAUUGAAGGAGAAGAUAGGGGUGCUAGCAGCAGACUUGGAGAAAACAAAAGCUGAUAAUGUCAAACUAUAUGGAAAGAUACGCUAUGUCCAAGAUUACAAUCUUGAGAAAGUAGUUUCUCGAGGAUCAAAGAAGCAUGCUGAGGAUCUGGAAAGUGGCUUUGCCUCAGAUGUUGAAUCUAAGUACAAGAAGAUAUAUGAAGAUGACAUAAAUCCGUUCGCUGCUUUUUCAAAGAAGGAGCGGGAUCAAAGAUACAAGGAGUUGGGUUUCAGGGAUAGAAUCACGCUUAGUAGUGGACGCUUUCUUCUGGGUAACAAAUAUGCUCGAACUUUUGCAUUUUUCUAUACAAUUGGGUUACAUAUUCUGGUGUUCACCUGUCUCUAUCGAAUGUCAGCUCUGAGCUAUCUCAGCCACGGUGAGGCCUUCGAUGGAGAUAAAAAGCUGGACCUCCCACAUGCACUCUAGUGUAUAAUACUUUUCUCUGGUUUCUAUUGAUGAGACUGGACGAAAUUGAUCGUCCAUAAAAGUUCAUCGGAUGUAUAUGUAACAAAAGUGACUUGUGAUCGACAUUUUUCUUUUUUUGUUUGACAACGCAAUGAAAAUAGCUGCAUUUUUGUUCU